Bursaphelenchus xylophilus (pine wood nematode) is the source of this 2691-nucleotide messenger RNA. The record is from the annotation of a GenBank genome assembly. NCBI's taxonomy places the organism in Eukaryota, Metazoa, Nematoda, Chromadorea, Rhabditida, Aphelenchoididae.
AUGCCCUCUCACAUAUUUGGCUUUCCGUUUUCUCCUUAUGAUGGACAGCAAAGACUUGCCCAGUCCAUUUUUGAUGCCUGUCAGAACGGAAAAACAGCGAUACUAGAGUCUCCAACAGGAUCUGGGAAGUCAAUGGCGGUUAUCUGUUCUGUUAUGAGUUAUCUGGAGGAGUUGAAGGAAGCGGAUCGGAUGAAUGAGAAGGAGGUUCGACGACUGAAAAAGGAAUAUGAAGGUGAAUAGGCAUUAUCGUGGUGUUGGUGGUCUUGAACUUACUUAUUUUCCUUAUGAGCAGAUCUGUGGUGUUUCAGAAGUCUCCAAGAUGGAUAUUCCGGUCUCCGAAAUCUUCAAACAGCAAUAUGAAUUAAAUAAUAGGAUAGAUGAUCUAGUUGAAUCAACAGAUAUUCAGAGAAAGACCGACAUCUUCCUCAAAGAAGCCAAAAAGGCUGAUAUUGACUUUCCAAAGGUAAGAAGAUCUUAUUGUUUGUUUUUGAUUAUUGAAACAUGGCCUAAGUGCUUUCAGGAUUCCAAGUUCAAGUAUCCUCCAGAAUCACGCGAAGAUUCAGAAGCUCUAAAAGAAUUGUCGUCAGGUGUCAGAAAGGUCAUUUAUGUUAGUAGAACCCACUCCCAGCUCGCUCAAUUUGCCCAGGAAUUUGGGAAGACAUCCUUUUCUCCGCGACCCAGCCAUCUUGGAUCUCGAGCCGCCUUUUGUUUGAAUGAUGAGAUCAAAAGUUUACCUGGGCCAAUGAUCAAUUGUGAAUGUCAACGAUUAACCAAGAAUGGAGAUGAUAUUGAAGAUAUGGAAGAGGAUUCAGAGGUAUGAAGUCUUGAUGACAAUAUCUUUUGAUUUAGCCAACAAAGAAGCGAUCCAAACGGGAAGGAUGCCAUUUCUAUAACAAAUCAAGGAUAACUCGAAUGAGAGAUCAGAUUUGGAAUGGAAAACUCAUCUCGAAUCAGAUGAAUGAGCUGGGAACAUCAACUCAGGCUUGUCCAUACUUUGCUGCGAAGGCGUCUCUUCCGUUGUCGGAUGUAAUUCUGAUGCCGUAUUCUAUAUUAUUCGACAAAGAGACAAGAGAAUCUUAUGGAAUUGACCUGAAGGAUAAUAUAAUCAUCGUGGAUGAGGCUCACAACUUCUUGGAGACUAUCUGUGCCACUUCUUCAUUCUUCCUCAGCUUUGAUGAAAUGAAAAUGUUAUUGGAUUCGUUGACUUAUUACAAGAGUGUAACUUCUUCCAGGAAUCAGACAAAGUUGUGGGGGGUCCUUCAAUGUGUGGAAAUCUUGAAUCGACUGGUCGACUUUGUGGAGAAAAAAGGCGUGUCUUUGCUGGAACAACAACUCUCACCUGGAUUUUUACGAAAAGAAGUAAGGAGUUAUAAUAUGAUUUGUUUUUAUUAUUUUAGUUGAAUCUCACAUCGGAUUUCCUUCGAAUUGCCCGGUCAAUUGAAUCGGAUGGCCUCUUGAUGGAGAGUCGAGGGAUUGUCCAGCGGUUUUGGAAGCAUAAAUACAACAAGAAGGAGUCGAAAGUGCUGGCUUUGAUCAAUAGAAAGAAGGAAACGGUGGCUGAAGAUACACCCAAACUGGAGAUGGACGGAUUAAGUCUGAUAUCUAGAUUUAUCAAGCUUCUGAAGGCCUUGGCUCAUACCGAUGAAGAUGUUAUUGUAUUUGAAAAGAUUCGAAUUGAAGAAAAGGCUAAAAAUUCUUCCGUAAAUCAUCUGAGAUUACGGUAUUUCAAGCUAUCAAUUGGAUCUGAUUUGAAGAAAGUAAUCAAUGAAAGUAGAGCUUUUGUGAUGGUUGGAGGCACAAUGAGGCCGAUCGGAUAUCUGGCAAGGACACUGAAGAGCUGUUGUGGGAUUAAUGAGGUGAUUGAGAAGCAAUUCCCUCAUGUCAUUGAUGAUUCCAAUGUUCUCCCUGUUAUUAUUGGUGGGCAUUUAACAUAAGAACCGAUUUUUAAUCCAUCGUUUACAUUUUUUGCCCUUUCCAGACAAAGCACCGUCAAAUCGCACCCUUUCUUUGAAGGUUGGCCAGUUGAACGAUCAAGUAAUCGAUGAUUACGUCAACACCGUAGCUGUUAUAAUGGAGAAUGUCCCCAGUGGAUGCAUUGUUUUCCUUCCCAAUUAUAAACUGGUUGAAACCUUCAAGAACAAGCUCACCGGCAAGAUCAAAAAGAAGUUAUUUGCCGAAUCCAAACAGCAGAACCCUUCUAAUCUCCUCUCCGAAUACGAAAAAGAAUCCAAAUUCUUUCCCGGAGCCCUUCUGAUCGCUUCCGCCGGAGGAAAACUGAGUGAAGGAAUUAAUUUUGCUGAUGGAAUGUGCCGUUGUGUGGCUGUUUGUGGCCUUCCUUAUCCAAAUAUGGGAGACAUUGAAGUUAAAUUGAGGGCUAAGGUACGAUUGUGUUACACUAGAUGAUAAAUCUCAUUUUAGCACGCAGUGAAAGAGGGAUUGUGCUCCUCAGAGAACGAUUACCUUCUGAAUCAGACGCUCCGAGUCGUGAGUCAAUGCGUUGGGCGGGCGAUCCGCCACAAAAAUGAUUACUCGGCCAUGUUUUUCUUGGACUCGAGGUAUAAUGGACAACCCAAGGAAAUUCUACCUGAUUGGAUUAGGAAAAACUUGAAGAGAUGUGAAUUAUCGGAGGUCAAGGAGCAGAUGAGAGAUUUUUAUGUGGAAAACAAAAUCAAAAGCGGGAAGAAUUCAUAA